Molecule: messenger RNA, 414 nt
Organism: Scedosporium apiospermum
Lineage: Eukaryota; Fungi; Ascomycota; Sordariomycetes; Microascales; Microascaceae
Exons: 3
Coding region: 1-414 (137 amino acids)
Biological process (GO): SRP-dependent cotranslational protein targeting to membrane
Cellular component (GO): signal recognition particle, endoplasmic reticulum targeting
Molecular function (GO): 7S RNA binding; endoplasmic reticulum signal sequence receptor activity
Source: RefSeq, a predicted model, not a curated record
AUGGGGAGUGGUCACCUAGAUAAUAAUGAGUUUCUCGUGAAGCUCUCCGAGCUGUUUGCAGAUAGGAAGGGAAAGGAAAGAGGAUCGAUAUUCCUUGUCCAAAAGCGAUUAUCAUAUAACCAGGGCGUUCCCCAACCUACGGCCGAGAAUCCCACGCCAGAUAUCGAUGUCGAGAAACCCUUACCAGUCAUAAUCCGAGCGACGAACGGCAAGUCCAAAGUGAAUCGGGCAAAAAAAAUCAAGCUCUCGACCGUCGUUGCGCCAGAAGACUUGGAAGCUUUCUAUACAAGAUAUGCCGACUUGUGCAAAGCUGGGAUGGUAGCACUGAAACCUAGGGAUAGGAGUAAGAAGAAGGCUAAGGCGAAGAAGAAGAAGAGUGCCGCUACGGGUGCAGGCCAGUCAUCAUUGCCUUGA